UGUAAUAUGGAAUACACGGUAAGGUAAAGGCGUUUAAUCGUUCGUACUGUGAACACGUAAAAGAACUGUUGAUAGGUGGAAUACGACGAAAAGCCAACGGAAUUGUCAGGAUAAAAGUUGCUGUCCUGGCAAAAAUAAUUAUACUAAUUGCACACUGCAUGCUGCUAAACUUUCAGUAGUGUAAUGGAGAAAUAACACAAAGAAUUAUAAUCAGAAGAGUGAAAAAUAAUAUAAUGGCGUUUAAGUUUUAUUAUAAAUAUUUAUCUGUUUGCCUAAUUGGACUUUCCGUAAUUCUGUUUAUAGUAAAACAAACAGGUUAUGUUGACAGCAGACAGGAAGUAACAUUGGCACCGGAAGCAGACAUACACAGCCAACCUUUCUUUAGAAAUAAUGCAUAUAAACAAUUCUCGUCACAUAUUUCUUCAACUGCUACUUUUGAGGAAGCUGAACAGCAACGCCGCCUCAACAGAAUUGAUGACGUUUGCAAAAGAAUGUCACAUGGUAACACAGAGAAUAUUUUGAUUCAUAAACCCAAGAAGAUGAGCUAUUGCGUUGUACCAAAGAACGGAUGCACAUAUUGGAUACGUGUUAUGCGAUAUUUAAACAAUGAUACCGGAUCAAAAAUGAUACACAGUCCUUUCGAAAUGAAGAGGUUCGAAGCUCAUGGCCUUCGUUAUAACCAGACUAUGUAUCGGUUACAAAAUAAAAAACACCGCGAUGUCAUUUUCAACACUACAAGGUUUAUGGUCAGUAGAAAUCCAUUCUCAAGACUUCUUUCAGGCUACAUGGAUAAGCUGUUUUUACCCAUGUAUUGGGAAUUUCAGGGGACAAAACUGAUCAAGGCAGUCCGCUCUAAUCCCUUAGAAGGUAGUUUGAAGUGUGGACAUGACUUGAGUUUCCAAGAAUUUCUUGAUUAUUUGAUAAUAGCAAGAGCCAAUCCAACGAGAAUUGACGGACAUUUCCGACCCAUACAAUUUUACUGUAGUCCAUGUUUAUUCAAACCUAAUAUAUUGGCUAAACAGGAAACUUUUAAAAAAGAUUCAGAAUAUAUACUUCAGAAAUUUGAUCUUGCUUAUUUGGUUAAAAACUAUGAUCAUAAAUCCCACGUCAACGACGAACUGAGGAGUCUUUUGAAUGAGUAUAUAGGUUGGCUUAAUUCAAAAAUAGUAAAAGAAUGCAUAGGACAUGAACAAUAUCUUUUGAGAAUUUGGAAAACCUUUCAAAUUAAUGGUUAUCUCCCUUUAGGCUCAGAAAUUGCAUUGAAGAACAAAGCUGUGUCUGGAAAGGAAUUUAAAAGGCUGGUCAUUUCGUCUCUUCACCAUGGAGACGACAGUAAACAGAAAAUGAAAAAACAAAGACAUGAGAUGAUGGUAGAAAUGUAUCGAAACGUCUCACAACAAACACUGAAUGGAAUUAUUGACAUGUAUCAGUUUGACUUUGAGUUAUUUGGCUAUGAAAAGCGACCUAGUGAUAUUUUUAAGUGAUGAUAAUUAUAUUUUCGAUAUUUAAACAACAGGUUGGUUGCAUUUCGUAAAAGAGAAUGACAGCAGAAAAGUGGUCUAGACCACGGUAGCUUUAUUUGUAUUGAUUUUCUUUUAGAAAGGAUUAUAUUUUGAAGAAUGCCCUAUGGACAAGAAUUAUGAUACUUAUCUGGAAUGACCUGAACAAACAGUGAACAUGCUUUAUACAUGAAGUGAUUUAGACAAGUAUCACUGAGAUGGUCUAUUUUUUUGCUUUACUUUUCUGCACUAACAGGGAUAAUUAAGACAGAGGUAUGUGUGCAGUGUGCUAAGAAGGAAAUUGUGCACCGCCAAAGUGUAAACGGGGACUCACGGUCAACACGGUGAUUGAAUCCGAACGAGCUGUGGUGUUGUACUAACUAAGCCAUAGUUGCUCCCACGUUACAUGAAAUGAAUGAAUGAAUGAUAACGCCCUACUUUUCUGCACUAACCGGACUAAUAAAAAAUUCAUACAGCUUCCAGGUUGAUAUGAUGAUAUGAGCCAAAUUAUACCCGGACAGCGACACUUUCACCGACUCUUCACCGAUUUCUAACUGUCAAGGGUACUUUUAGACAAGAUUAUAAACCUGUAAUUGGUGAAAUAAUAAAGAUAAAAACUCGAGGAAAAUAAAGACAGCCAAUUGACGUUUCUUUUACUCACGUUU
This is a messenger RNA of Patella vulgata (common limpet), 2164 nucleotides long. Its product is annotated as carbohydrate sulfotransferase 11. The transcript has 4 exons. Gene Ontology annotation, cellular component: membrane. The record is from RefSeq and is a predicted model, not a curated record. Gene Ontology annotation, molecular function: sulfotransferase activity. Bases 234 to 1484 code for a protein of 416 amino acids. NCBI's taxonomy places the organism in Eukaryota, Metazoa, Mollusca, Gastropoda, Patellidae. Gene Ontology annotation, biological process: carbohydrate biosynthetic process.